Messenger RNA from Naegleria fowleri, 1188 nucleotides. RefSeq lists its product as uncharacterized. Bases 1 to 1188 code for a protein of 395 amino acids. NCBI's taxonomy places the organism in Eukaryota, Heterolobosea, Eutetramitea, Acrasida, Naegleriidae. The transcript has a single exon. The record is from RefSeq and is a predicted model, not a curated record.
AUGAUCAUGUACUCAUUACCGAAGAAAUUUCAUCAUUCAUUUCGUCAUCGUCGAUUUUUCUUUCUCAUUCUUGGUGUAGUGCUCAUUCUCGUGGUUUCCUCGUUGUGGUACUCGUCCGAGUUUUUUCAUUCGAAAUUUUUAAAAAAAUUAAACAAUACAAAACAAUCACAAAAAGUCUCUUCAUCAUCAUCUUUGAUUAAAUCCAUUCUUCCUACUCUCUUUACCACUCCGAUCGGAUUGGAUUUAUAUUUGAUUGGAGAUGAAAUGGAAUUUUAUGAUUUUUCACAAUUGAUCACAAAACACUUUGCAUCUGUUUUUGAAGCUCAACAAUUUCCAAAUGUAUUUCUUGGAAUUAUUGUUCGCAAUUCGACAACAACAAAAUCUCAAACAGUCGAUCGGAAAAUUCAAUCUUCUGAGAGGAUUAGUUUUUUAGUGGAAGGUUUGAGGAGAAUUCCAAAUUUGAAAGGAUGGACGAUUUUACAAGAUGCAUCUUUACAUGAUGACAACCAUUUUGACAAUUUAUUACGACAUGCAGCUAACAUGUUUCAAUAUUUUAUAUUUUUCAAUGAAGAAAAUGACAAAAUGAAAAAACAAGAGAUUCAAUUUCCCAAGAACAAGUCGCAUCAUGUGAUUGCAGUGAUGAAAGCUCAUGUCAUUGUCAACAGUUUUCCAAAUAUUCGAAAAAACAUUCGAAUCGUUGAUAUGGAAAAAUUAGAGACAGAUCUAGAUAGGAACAAGGUCCAUUCACACAAUCGCUUACCAAAUACUGAUAUCCCUCUAUCGACAUUCAAAAUUGAUAAUUUCAAUCUAGGAAGAAUUUGGUAUGGACGAGUGAAACAUUUAAAGCAGAAACCUUUCUUAUUUUAUGGAGGUUAUCAUGAGAUGGCGUUGACAUUUUCUGAACUAUUGAGCGAUCGCUCUUCUUCUCACAAACACACGAAUAAUCACUCGGCAAACAUGUCUACAGAGAAUGACCGUAACUUGUCGCAAAGAAUUUUAGACAAGUAUGGAAUUCGUGUGCUGUCAGACGAUAGAUUUGAGGCAUCUGAGUUGCUUACACUCACAAUCAAACCUGGUCAUUUAAUACAUCAUCAAUUCCAAGUAAUUAUUGAUGGAAAAAAACAAGAACUUGGUGUGAGCUCACUUUUAAACUUUAAAGAAUAUGAACGACGAAUGAAUUUGAAAUAA